AUGCUACUUGAUGUCAAAAGUCGUUCUACUUGGAAAUAUACGAACAAUAAUGGCUUUUCCACCGACCCCCUUGCCGAGCAUCAGGCACUACUUGACUACUUCAAAAUCUCAUGGACCCCGGAGGAGAAACGAAUUUUCACCGAGAGGUUCAUUCAGCACGGCAAGAAUUUUGCUGCAGUUGCCAUGUAUUUGCCCAGGAAGACCACGGCCGACUGUGUUCAGUUUUACUACCUGACAAAGAAGUCAGAGAAGUACAAGAAUCUCCUCCGUCGUCAGCACCGUCGAAGAGGAAGCAGAUUUUACAAGCCUUUGCCGAUGCCGAAACUCGAAGACAUCAACAAGGAUAGUGGUUUAAUCGCGCAAGCGACGCUGUGUCCGGUCGGAUCGUGCAGCACGGCCAGGCGUCGCGUCAGGCCGUCCAGGACGCUGCCGCCUAAGUGGUAUGCGUUGCAGGAGGACCAACGGCGCCUUCUGUGCCAGGAAUUCCGUGAGUCGAUAAUGAAUGCUUAA
Molecule: messenger RNA, 510 nt
Organism: Soboliphyme baturini
Lineage: Eukaryota; Metazoa; Nematoda; Enoplea; Dioctophymatida; Soboliphymatidae
Source: the annotation of a GenBank genome assembly